GCGCCGGUCAAUUCUACCACGAAAUUCCGCAUUCCUAGGUACCUUCGUUUACGGGGGGGAUUGUUAAGAUUCGUCUAGUCGGAGAGACGACGCUUGCAAUUCACCCCGUAAAUGCUAGGAGUAUAAACUUGGGAAUGUUUUUUGUUACUUUUUACAAAAAAUAUUUGUUUCACAGGUUUAUAUUACUAGGUUUGAGCGCGCUUGGAUUUUGACAGUUGAAAGAAAUUCAAAUGUGAUUCAAAUAUAAUCAUUUCUUAGGAGAAAUGCUCAUUUCUCAUCACAAAAUACAGAACUUUUUCAUUGAUUGUACCCUUAGAUUGUACCUACUUUUUUAAAGGGCCAGUUUAAACCUUUUUUUUUGUUUUAUGUGUAUUUUUAUUUCACAUUUUAGGCAUUUUCUGUGUAACCUCAAAUGCUCAAAUCAAGUUAUUUUUGUAACAGCGUAGAAAAAAACGAUUUAAUAGCAAUAAAAUUAAAUAAUCAUGGAGAAAAUUACGAAUUUACUGUCUUUAGACACACUAAACGCUUUAUCGAAAGCUAAUCUCAAUUCAUAUCCACAAAUUUUGGACACCAGCACUAAAGAAAUCCAUAACCGCACGCGUAUUUCACUCGAAGACAUUAAAAAAAUCAAAAAGGUAGCAGCCGAUGAGGUUCUCAAAAAUAAAAUUUGUACCGUUGACCAGUUACCGCCUUGGGAUCGGUUAAGAACAGGCUGUAAAAAUAUCGACUCUGUUUUAAGGAACGGACUUCCAAUUAACGGUAUUGUGGAAUUAUAUGGCCCCAGCGGUGUGGGCAAAACCCAAUUUUGUUUACAGGUUGCCUUACAAACUAAGCUAAGUUGUGAUAAAGGAGCUGUGUAUAUUUGUACAGAAGAUGUUUUUCCAGCUAAAAGAUUAAGUCAACUCUCAGUCCUCUGGAGAGAAAAACAUAAUUUAAACAUAGACUUCGAAAGUAAUGUUUAUAUCCAACAUAUACCCGAUAGUAUCCACUUAAAUAAGUGUCUAAAAGUAUCCCUGCCCCGUCUCAUGGAAACUAAGAACAUCGGCAUAAUAGUAAUAGAUUCUAUAGCAGGUUUGUUCAGAAGUGAAAAUGAAAAUCCUAAUUAUAUAACCAGAAGUCAAGACUUCAGGGAGAUAUCAAGAAAUUUACUGCAGCUUCAGAAGAAAUACAAUUGUGCUCUCUUAGUAACCAACCAAGUUAUAGAUAACUUAAUUACGGGUAUUUCAGAGCCAUGCCUAGGCUUGGCAUGGGCGAAUAAUGUGGUAACACGACUUUCAAUACAAAGAACCUGUAAUAAUGUCAGAUCAUUUCAAGUAAUAUUCUCUCCAGAUUUACCUCCUUUAACUACCAAUUUUAUCAUUGAAUCAGAUGGUUUAAAUAGUGUAUAAAUCAAUAAUAAAUCAAAUUAAACAACACAUACUUUAAUAUCACUAAUACAUCAUAUAUUGUAAUUAAAUAUUUCUACCACAUGGCUCUUUGUACGCCGGAAAGCUUAUUGUAAUCGGCUAGAUGUCUGAAAACUAUACGACUGAGUCUCCAACGGAACACUACACCUCUUGGUCUCGAAGUGAUCACGCACCUACUAUGGAUUUGAAGCGGGGAUGAAUUGUUUGGCAU
Sitophilus oryzae (rice weevil) is the source of this 1617-nucleotide messenger RNA. Its product is annotated as DNA repair protein XRCC3. The transcript has 5 exons. Lineage: Eukaryota; Metazoa; Arthropoda; Insecta; Coleoptera; Curculionidae. Gene Ontology annotation, cellular component: Rad51C-XRCC3 complex; replication fork. The record is from RefSeq and is a predicted model, not a curated record. Gene Ontology annotation, molecular function: ATP hydrolysis activity; ATP-dependent DNA damage sensor activity; ATP binding. Gene Ontology annotation, biological process: double-strand break repair via synthesis-dependent strand annealing; telomere maintenance via recombination; resolution of mitotic recombination intermediates. The coding region runs from base 483 to 1388 and encodes 301 amino acids.